UUUCUUUGGGGGGCGGGGGUGGGGGAGUAGAGUCUAUUUAUUUUCUGGGUAUAGAUAGCAACUCAAAGUUUCUCUCCUCGCAAGGAGCAAGCACAUAAACUUACUAUAACAAAUGAGGAUCAGAAAACCUUUUGUUCUGGUCUUGCUUUUAUCCCUUCUAAUUGCAGUUGAAUCAGCUUCCCUGUUGCCUCUUCUCCGAGGAGCUACUGCAUUGUUCAAUAAAUCGUUAUGGAGCAAAAUACUCAGAACUGUCGAAAGCCCUAAAUAUUCCAGGUUCAAUUCCCAAGCACGGAAUGAUUUGAGAAAACCCAUGCGCGACAAGCGUGACCGUCUCCAAAUAGGAGACGUCGUCGAGGGCAUAUCCCAGCUUCAAGACUAUUUUGAGUUGUUCGGUCACCUUAAUUCCACUUUGAAUUCAAACUUCACCGAUGUAUUCUCCGCCGACGUUGAAUCAGCCAUCGAACGCUUCCAGAAGACUUUCAACCUCAACGUCACCGGCCAGCCCGACAACGCAACUUUGUCGCUCAUCUUUCUGCCGCGAUGCAGCCUGCCUGACUUCAUAAAUGGCACCUCCACUGUGCUGGACAAUCGCACGACGUCGUUUGCCCAGUGGUGGGAGGACGGGAAGAAAGAUUAGUUACGCGUUUUCACCUGAAGUUAAAACGUCGACGUCGUUUAAGGAUGCGUUCGCCGACGCCUUCCAAUGGUGGUCGAACAAGACGACGUUGAACUUUACAGAGAUGACGUCGUUCAACGAAGCUGACAUUCAGAUCAUGUUCUUGCCAUUGGAUGGGAAUCUAGGAGUGGUAGGCGGCGCCUGGUUCGAUAAUAAGACAAAGAAGUGGAACGUUGUUUUGGACUCCGACGAGAAGUGGGUGGUUCAGACCGAGGACAUGAAGAAGAGUGACGAUCUUUACCUGGAGCCGGAAGUCAUCCAUCAGAUUGGGCACGUGCUUGGACUGAAUCACUCAGCGAUAAAGCAGGAUAAUAUGAACCCUUUAAUUCAGACUCAGUCAUCGGACGGCGGAGGAGGCGGAGGUGUAGGGCUGAGAUGGGGCCUGGUUUCAACUUUAUGGCUCGGAGUUACCUUGCUUUUCUGGUUGUGAUGGACAUGGUUAAAUUCGAAGCCCGAGUCACCAGAACUCUGAGCAGUCGAAAGUGUGCUGUUGUUAAUUGUUACUUUUACAUUUCAUGAAUCUUUUUCUUUCUUAAACGUAUCAUGGUUUAAUUUCUUCUCGCUUGGGGUACUAUGGGUUUCCACUGUGAUAUUUAUACAGUUAUUGAGAAUUUUAAUGUUUGUAAAACUAUUUGGUGUUGCUUGUUACGAUGGACGCUGUUCAAUCAAUAAUCAACAUUUUGAAGGGCGAAA
Prosopis cineraria is the source of this 1369-nucleotide messenger RNA. Its product is annotated as metalloendoproteinase 2-MMP-like. The record is from RefSeq and is a predicted model, not a curated record. Gene Ontology annotation, cellular component: extracellular matrix. The transcript has a single exon. Gene Ontology annotation, biological process: proteolysis; extracellular matrix organization; collagen catabolic process. The coding region runs from base 564 to 1106 and encodes 180 amino acids. Gene Ontology annotation, molecular function: metalloendopeptidase activity; zinc ion binding. NCBI's taxonomy places the organism in Eukaryota, Viridiplantae, Streptophyta, Magnoliopsida, Fabales, Fabaceae.